Molecule: messenger RNA, 303 nt
Organism: Staurois parvus
Lineage: Eukaryota; Metazoa; Chordata; Amphibia; Anura; Ranidae
Source: the annotation of a GenBank genome assembly
CCAUAUUUUUCGCUCCAUAAGAAACACGCACCUGACCAUAAGGCACACCUAGAUUUUAGAGAUGGAAAACAGAAAAAAAAUAUUCUGAACCAAUGGACUGCAGACAUAGUACAGGAGAUGACCAGAGACUGCGGACACGGUACAGGGGAUGACCAGAGACUGCGGACACGGUACAGGAGAUGACCAGAGACUGCGGACACGGUACAGGGGAUGACCAGAGACUGUGGACACGGUACAGGAGAUGACCAGAGACUGUGGACACGGUACAGGAGAUGACCAGAGACUGUGGACACGGUACAGGAG